UCAGUUGUUGGGUUCACUUCCUCAUAACUCAUGCAGUGGGGGAGUCAGGAAAACUGCACGGCUGGUCCUGAGUUUUUCCGUCCAAGUUUUCGCAGUAUUUUGCAAUUCUUUGGCUGAUCCAGUUACGAUCCAGUGAAGAAUCGAAGUGCCCACGGCGGCUAUCGGGAACUUUAACCGCCCAUGAAGGCGUAGUUAGCUGGGUUGAGACGACAGUGGUGUGAAAAGUUGGCCCGCCCCUAGCUGAGAUGGCAGAUCUCACCGUUCAUUCAUCCAAAAGUCUCCGGCUCUGAGACUGGUGGUCGACUUUACUCCGGUCAGGAUGGGGGAACCGUCGAGCUUUCUCCACAUCGGCGACAUCGUGUCCCUGUUCGCCGAGGGCUCUGUCAGCGGUUUCAUAUCAACUCUUGGUCUUGUUGAUGACCGAUGCGUGGUGCAGCCAGACGCGGGCGACCUGUCCAACCCGCCCAAGAAGUUCCGAGACUGCCUGUUCCGGAUCUGUCCUAUGAACCGGUAUUCUGCCCAGAAGCAGUUCUGGAAGGCAGCCAAACCCAACCCCUCCAACCCUGCUGAUGCUGUCCUGCUCAAAAAGCUACAGCAUGCAGCAGACCUGGAGAAGAAACAAAAUGAGGCUGAGAACAAGAAGCUACUUGGCAGUGUCAUUCAGUAUGGAGGAGUCAUACAGCUUCUCCAUCUCAAGAGCAACAAGUUCCUGACAGUGAACAAGCGCCUCCCGGCACAUCUGGAGAAAAAUGCAAUGAGAGUCACCCUUGAUCCAUCCGGAAAUGAAGGGUCAUGGUUUUACAUCCAGCCCUUUUACAAGCUGAGAUCACCAGGGGAUAAUGUUGUUGUUGGUGACAAGGUGACCCUGAUGCCAGUCAAUGCUGGACAGCCUCUCCAUGCCAGUAACUAUGAGCGUGACAACCCUGGUUGUAAAGAGGUGAACUCUGUAAACUCUAAUACGAGUUGGAAGGUAUCGCUCUUCAUGAUCUACACAGAGAACAUUGAUGAUGUGCUGAAGGGAGGGGACGUGGUACGGCUAUUCCAUGCUGAGCAGGAGAAGUUCCUGACAGGAGAUGAGUACAAGAGGAAGGAGUGUGUGUUCCUGAGGGUCACCGCCAGACAAUCAGCAACCUCAGCUACAAGUUCCAAAGCCCUGUGGGAAGUUGAGGUGGUUCAUCACGACCCCUGUAAGGGUGGCGCCGGUCACUGGAACAGCCUCUUCAGGUUCAAACACCUGGCCUCUGGGACCUACCUGGCAGCAGAGAUUGACCAUGACCCGACCCCUGACACCCAGCGGCAGAAGCUGGCGGGGCCGCAGGGCGGGAUGGUUUACCAGCUGAUGCCCAUACCCCACGGGCACGACAUCGCCUCCAUCUUUGAACUGGAUCCCACCACCAUGCAGAGAGCAGACUCAAUGGUUCCGAGGAGCUCCUACGUGCGUCUGCGACACCUGUGCACGAACACCUGGGUACACAGCACAGCCAUACCUAUAGACAAGGAGGAGGACAAACCUGUCAUGCUCAAGGUUGGUGCUGCUCCAAUCCGGGAGGAUAAGGAAGCCUUUGCCAUUGUUCCUGUCCCUGCCAACGAGGUCAGAGACCUGGACUUUGCCAAUGACGCCUGCAAGGUGAUGCAGGACAUAGCUAGCAAACUAGAGAAAAGCAGCAUCACUCAGAACGAGAGAAGUUCUGUUUCCCAACUGCCAACUCGGCCGGCCAUCAACAAUGUGCUGUCAAAGAGCGUCCGGAGGUUUGUUACCCAGCUGCUGACGGACCUGGUGUAUUUCCUGGCAGACAAGCCCAACAACGGAGGGGACCCCCUGGACGUGCAGAUCACCAACCCAAACAGGGAGAGGCAGAAGCUCAUGAGAGAUCAGAACAUUCUUAAACAGAUCUUCAAAGUUCUCCAGGCGCCCUUUGAGGACAAGGGUGAUGGUCCUAUGCUGCGGAUGGAGGAGCUGUCUGACCAGAGACACGCCCCCUUCAGGCACAUCUGCAGGCUGUGCUACAGGGUGCUCAGGCUGUCACAGCAGGACUACAGGAAGAACCAGGAGUACAUAGCAAAGCAGUUUGGUUUUAUGCAAAAGCAGAUCGGCUAUGAUGUGUUGGCUGAAGACACCAUCACAGCUCUUCUGCACAAUAACAGAAAACUGCUGGAAAAGCAUAUCACCGCUGCUGAGAUAGAGACCUUCGUUAGCCUUGUUAGGCAGAAGAAGGAAUGCAGAUUUCUGGAAUACCUGUCAGACCUGUGUGUGUCCAACAACCAGGCCAUCCCUGUCACCCAGGAGCUGAUCUGUAAGUCUGUCCUCAAGCCAGCCAACAGUGACAUCCUCACGGAAACUAGAAUUGUGAAGACAGAAGUGGAGGAGGUGAUAGAGGAUGAGGAGGGUGAGGAUGGAGAGCCCAUCACCCAGAUUGUGGAGGAGGAGGAGGUGGUGCUGUUCUGGGAGAAGGGACACAAACAUAAGGCCAUCCGGGAGCUGGCCGCUGAUGCCGAGGAGUCUAAGGAAGACAAGCAAGUUAUGGACUACUACAGAUACCAGCUGGACCUGUUCUCCCAGAUGUGCCUGGACAGACAGUACCUCGCCAUCAACAUCCUCUCCACACAACUGGACAUCAACCUUAUAUUGCAGUGCAUGUCGGAUGAGUCGUUGCCGUACGACCUUCGCGCUUCGUUCUGCCGGCUGAUGCUGCACAUGCAUGUGGACAGGGACCCCCAGGAGCAGGUCACCCCUGUCAAGUAUGCACGCCUCUGGUCCGAGAUCCCCUCCAAAAUCACGAUAGAGGACUAUGACUCCACCAGGGACAAGAGUAAGGCGGACAUGAGACCCAGGUUUGAGGACACCAUGCGGUUUGUAGAGCGCUACCUCCGGCAUAACCUUGCCGACAAUGCACGAGGAUGGCAGUUCGCUGAUCGGAACCAGAACAAACUAACAUUUGAGGUGGUGAACCUGUCCCGACACCUGGUGUACUUCGGGUUCUACAGCUUCAGCGACCUGCUGAGACUGACCCAGACCCUCCUGUCCAUCCUGGACAUCACCAACUCCACCACACCCGUCCUGGCGCUGGGCAAGAUGGACAAGGUGUCCGAGCUAGCAAAUGGAGCCACGGAACAGAAGCAAGUCUGUGCCUCCACCCUAAUGUGCAGUGUUGGUUGGUGGGAUGUCCCCAAUCAUCAGAUGGGUAAGACGGGAGUGUUCAAGUCCCUGCACGACGUGAGCGCUGUGAUGACCACCAUGGUGCUGGGGGGAGGUGGCAUGUCCGGGGGGAAGGCUCUCAAGGCUGGGGACGGAGAGAUGGACACCAUCGUCAUGGAUACCAAACUGAAGAUCAUUGAAAUUCUGCAGUUUAUCCUGAACGUCCGUCUGGACUACCGCAUCUCCUGUCUCCUGUCCAUCUUCAAGAACGACUUUGAUGAGAGUAACAGCAGCCAGCGUGGUGAUACCCUCCCUGGGCUGGGGACUAAUGCACAGGACAACUCUGUGGUAGAUUUAGAGAAGAUUGCACAACAAGCAGAAAGCAUCUUUGAUGGCAGUGAUGAGUCAGCAGAUCUGGACCUGGAUGGUGCGGGAGGGCGGACGUUCCUGAGAGUCCUGCUGCACCUGACCAUGCAUGACUACCCACCCCUGGUGUCAGGGGCGCUGCAGCUGCUCUUCAGACACUUCAGCCAAAGGCAGGAGGUGCUGCAGGCCUUCAAACAGGUACAACUGCUGGUCUCCUCCAGCGAUGUGGAGAACUACAAGCAGAUCAAAGCUGACCUGGACGAGCUCAGACUGCUUGUGGAGAAGUCCGAACUCUGGGUCUACAAGAGCAAGAGUGAAGGGGGCAAAAAGAAGAAGGAUAAAAAGGAUAAGAAGGAUAAGGACAAAAAGAAGGACAAGGAGGAGAAGAAGGAGUCCAGUACAGGGGAUGGGGACGGAGACAAGAAGAAGAAAUCUGAGGGUGGGGCUGACAAAAAGGAGGGGAAAUCGCGAGGGAAGUUGAUGUCACAAGAGUCCUCCAUUGGCGAUGAUGACAUCAUAUAUCCUGUUCGGGUGACCCGAGAACAAUGGAUUCAGUCAGUCCACAUGUCAAAGGCAAAUACUGCAUUAAAAGGCAUGUCCUUGACAUCAUCCCAAGGUCCAGAAGGUUCUGCUAUUGACCUUGAUAUUGGACCUUCCAUGGAUCAAAAUAGCGUCAAGAAUUACAAGACCAUCCAGCAGGUUCUGAUUCGCCUGAGCCAGCUUUGCGUCCACCAGUCCAGCGGGAAGAACCGUAAACACGAGCAGCGUCUGCUGAGGAACAUGGGAGCCCACAGUGUUGUACUGGAACUCCUCCAGAUCCCCUUUGAUAAGAAGGAAGACACCAGGAUGAACGAGAUCAUGCGGUUAGCCCAUGAGUUCCUUCAGAAGUUCUGCCAAGGAAAUCCAGCCAAUCAGGCACUGCUACACAAACAUGUGGACCUGUUCCUGACUCCUGGGCUCUUGGAGGCAGAAACUAUGAGACACAUAUUCAUGGACAACAGCAUGCUGUGCAAUGAAGUGACAGAGAGAGUGGUGCAGCACUUUGUUCACUGCAUCGAGACCCACGGUCGCCAUGUGCAGUAUCUGAAGUUCCUACAGACCAUUGUGAAAGCAGAGGGACAAUACAUCAGGAAAUGUCAAGACAUGGUCAUGGCAGAGUUGGUGAAUGUAGGAGAAGACGUCCUGCUGUUCUAUAACGACAGGUCGUCCUUCAACACCCUGAUCGAGAUGAUGCGGUCGGAGCGAGAGAAGAGACAGCUGAGCAGCCCUCUGAUGUACCACAUCAACCUGGUGCAGCUGCUGGGGCUGUGCACCGAGGGCAAGAACGUGUACACAGAGAUCAAGUGCCACUCCCUGCUCCCUCUGGAUGAUAUCAGCAGGGUGGUGGUGCAUCCGGACUGUCUACCUGAGGUUAAAGAUGCUUACAUCAACUUCCUGAACCACUGCUAUGUGGACACUGAGGUGGAGAUGAAGGAGAUCUAUACCAGCAACCACAUGUGGACUUUGUUUGAGAACUUCCUUGUCGACAUGGCCACGGUUUGCAAAGCCACAGAUCGUAACCACGCCGACCCAGUUCUAGAGCAUUACGUCACCAACACCAUCAUGAACAUCAUCACCAUGUUCUUCAGCUCCCCCUUCUCAGACCAGAGCACCACAGUUCAGGUGUUUCUCAGCCCCCAGCUUCGUGCUGUAGUCAAUAGUAUGUUUUUCACCCGACAGCCAAUCUUCGUCCAACUGCUGUCUGGAGCGUAUCGUGUGUCGCAGUGUACAUGGCUGAAUACACAGCAGCGCUGCAUGGUGGAGACAUGCAUCAAAACCCUGACAGAAAUAGUGAAGAAAAGGAACAUGUUGGUGCCUGUAGACUUAGGCGCCCAUAUCAACAUGCCUACCAGGUCUAGACGAGAGAUGUGGCGCGAAUCUUCCAGAUCCAUCGUUGGUGGGAACAGCAUAGCAGAAUCCAAGAACCGUGGCAUAGCCAUCCCUGUGGACUUGGACAGCCAGGUGAACACACUGUUCUCCAAGUCCCAACUCCUCAUGGCCACAUCCCGUAAGUGGCUGAGUACGCGUGGCUCGUCCAGACGAGACUCCAUCAUGGCCAUUUCACGGGACACCAGGAGCAUUAUUGAAGGGUUGCAGCAGUGGCAGGACUUGGUGCCUCCUCCCAUGGCUGCCAACAGGCGGAUUGUGGAGCUAACAACCAAAAACCUGCCACAGGACAUUGUGUCCUUGCUGGAGGACCAGCUGCGGCCGCUGGUCCAGGCGGAGCUGUCCGUGCUGGUGGACGUGCUGCACAGACCCGAGCUGCUGUUCCCACCGGGAUCGGAGGCCAGACAGAACUGUGAAUCUGGCGGAUUCAUCUCCAAACUUAUCAAACACACGGAGAGGCUGCUAGAAGAGAAGGAGGAGAAACUGUGCAUCAAGGUGCUGCAAACUCUCAAGGAAAUGAUGACCACAGACAUUGACUAUGGAGAAAAGAUCUAUCCUGUAGAGGGGGAAGAUCUGUUCACAACGAUGAAGCCUCGGGAUGAACAGUCAAAGAAGCAAAUUGAUGAUGCGAAGAGGGGAGACAAGUUACGCAGCAGCUUGUUGACACGGUACUACGGAAAGCAGCACCCGCGAGCAGACCGCAACCGCAAGGAGAGCGGAUCUCCGAAUGCGCAGCCGCCCCAGCGCCCGUCUGUGGCCAACCCCGCCCCUGGGGCACAGAUGGUGGGGAGGGCAGAGAUGUCCCUGGCGGAGGUGCAGUGCCACUUGGACAGAGAGGGGGCAUCGCUUCUGGUCACAGACUUGGUCAUCAAUAGCACCAGCAACAGGGUGUUUGAGGAAGCAGUGGAGCUUGGGAUAGCAUUACUGGAGGGUGGCAACAGCACCAUACAGAAAUCUUUCCUGAACCACCUGCGGGAUGAGGGGAAGGCAGAGAAGUUCUUUAAGGUUUUCUAUGACCGGAUGAGGGAGUCUCAGCAGGAGAUCAAGGCCACAGUCACUGUUAGCACCGGCGACAGUCUGUCAGGCAACAAGGACAACAAAGAUGUGGCAGUGAAGGACACACCAGCAAAAAUGAAGAAAGGUGCAGGUGGAGGCAGCCCAGGGACGGCCAUGUCAGACGAUGUGAGGGACCAGCUAGCUGAUGCAGCGCUGCAGACCAGCAAAGCCUUCGGAGCCAUGAGGCAGGGACCACAGGGGGAGGACGCUGCCAACCCUCUCUCAGGAUUUGACAAGGAGACAGAGAAGAAGAACGAGGAGCGAGGCAUGAGCCCUGAGAUCGCCAUCAUGAAGCCCAUCCUGAGGUUCCUGCAGCUGCUGUGUGAGAACCACAACAGGGACCUGCAGAAUUACCUGCGGAACCAGAACAACAAGACCAACUACAACCUUGUGUGUGAGACUCUGCAGUUCCUGGACUGCAUCUGUGGCAGCACCACCGGUGGGCUGGGCCUGCUGGGGCUGUACAUCAACGAGAAGAACGUCGAUCUCAUCAACCAGACACUGGCCAGUCUGACCGAGUACUGCCAGGGACCCUGCCACGAGAAUCAGAACUCUAUUGCCUGCCAUGAGUGUAAUGGAAUUGACAUCAUCACAGCUUUGAUUCUUAAUGACAUCAACCCUCUGGGUACACACCGUAUGGACUUGGUGUUAGAGCUCAAGAACAAUGCCAGUAAGCUGCUACUUGCUAUCAUGGAAAGCCGACAUGACAGUGAGAAUGCUGAAAGGAUCUUGUACAACGUCAGUCCAAAGCAGUUGGUUGAUGUGAUUAAGAGGGCGUACAUGCAGGAGGAGAUGAAGGAGGAUGAGGAGGAUGAGGAAAGUGAAGAGGAUGAGGAAGAGGACAAAGUCUCACCGAAGGAAGUUGGACACAACAUCUAUAUCUUGGCACAUCAGCUCUCGCAGCACAACAAGGAGCUGGCAGCCCUGCUGAAACCCAGUAGUGCUGCAGACUACGGCAACACAGCCCUGGAGUACUAUGCCAAACACACUGCACAAAUUGAGAUUGUGCGUCAGGACAGGACCAUGGAGAGGAUUGUGUUCCCUGUGCCCAGUAUCUGUGAGUACCUGACGGAGGAGACAAAGUCACGUGUGUACCACACCGCCGAGAGGGAUGAGCAGGGCAGCAAGGUGUCCGACUUCUUCGAGAGAUGUGACGACAUGUUCAAUGAGAUGAAGUGGCAGAAAAAACUCAGAGCCAACCCCACCCUGUACUGGAUCAGUGCUCACAUGUCCCUGUGGAGCGCCAUCUCCUUCAACCUGGCUGUGCUCAUCAACCUCCUCAUCGCCUUCUUCUUCCCCUUCUCAGGAGGAACUGGAGAACUUGACCCUCGGCUGUCUGGUCUGGUGUGGACGGCCAUGCUGGUUUCCCUGGCAACAGUCAUCACCCUACCCAAAGCCUCCGGGAUACGAACACUGGUGGCCUCCACUAUACUCAGGCUGAUAUUCAGUGUGGGGCUGGAGCCAACCCUGUGGUUGAUCGGCUGUGCAAAUGUGAUAAACAAGGCAGUGUUCCUGGUGAGCCUGCUGGGGAACAGAGGGACCUUCACCAAGAACCUGCAGGCCAUCAUGGGGGAUGUGGAGCUGUGGUACUACGUGGCGUACCUCAUCCUCUGUGUGCUGGGCCUCACCAUGCACGAGUUCUUCUACUCUGUCCUCCUACUGGAUGUGGUGUACAGAGAAGAAACCCUGCUAAACGUUAUCAGAUCAGUCACAAGGAACGGGCGGUCCAUUGUCCUCACAGCAGUGCUGGCUGUCAUCCUCAUCUACCUGUUCUCCAUCAUCGGAUACCUGUUUUUUGAGGAUGACUUCCUGGUGGAUGUCGAUCCAGCACCUCACCUGAUGCCAGCUCUUGCUGGAGGAGGCAUGAUGUGUACACAGGAGGGUGGUUGUGCAGGUGCAGACUCCCCCAUGGCAGCUAUGUUUGGUUCCAAUAACACAGAGAAUGCGACAGAUGUGGUGCUGCCUGUGGUGGAGGAGGGUGGAGAUGAUCAGAAGGAGCGAGCCUGUGACACCCUCAUCAUGUGUAUCAUCACCACCCUGAACCAGGGCCUGAGGAACGGGGGAGGCAUCGGGGACGUCCUCAGGAACCCCUCCAGCAAGGAGUCAUUGUUUGUGUUCCGAGUGAUGUACGACCUGCUCUUCUUCUUCGUCAUCAUCAUCAUCCUGCUGAACCUCAUCUUUGGUAUCAUCAUCGACACCUUCGCCGACCUGAGGAGUGAGAAGCAGCAGAAGGAAGAGAUCCUGAAGAACACUUGUUUCAUCUGUGGUCUGAACAGAGCAGCUUUUGACAACAAGUCUGUGUCUUUUGAUGAGCAUAUCAAGGAGGAACACAACAUGUGGCACUACCUGUUCUUCAUUGUGCUGGUCAAAGUCAAAGAUCCCACCGAAUUCACAGGACCUGAGAGCUAUGUUUACCUCAUGGUCAAGGACAAAGACCUGGACUGGUUUCCCCGGAUGCGUGCCAUGUCUCUGGCUGUGGACGAGGGCGACAGUGAGCAGAGCGAGCGACAAAAUCUGCAGGCACAGCUAGAGGCCACCACCAAACUGGUCACCACCCUGUCCACACAGCUGACUGAGCUCAGGGAUCAGAUGACAGAGCAGAGGAAACAGAAGCAGAGAAUCGGUCUACUGGCUCCACCUGGCCUCCCACAGAUCCCACCACAGUUCCAACCACAACAACAACAGGUCCCACCACCUGUAGCUGUCAACCCCUAACCCUACAACUAUCAAGAACCAACUACUGAACCACCUGUCUGUAGCCCCUCCCCAGACAACAAAUGGGACACCCUUGCUGUAAAACAUCCUGUCAGGUUUUUGGUCAUCAUGAGGGUAAUCGACUAGCAAUAUGUGCAUCACCAACUAGUAUUACACUACAGUACAUACAUCUUGAGUCAGCCCACCCCACCCUACCCUUUCCUACCCUACACAUAUUAUAUAGCCUUACCCAGUGACCAUCGCCCAUAGUGGUUCUCCUGAUUAGUGAAGUGGAUUGGGCUGGUUGGUCAUCUGUCCACCUGAGCACAAAUGAUAAACCUGUUUAUAUAACAUCAUGAUUUGAGUGGGUUCUGUCCAGAGCAGAUCCCACCCACUUGUAGAUUUUAAGUUACUGUGUGCAAUGCAGAUAUAGUGUUGUUUUUUUUUGUGUGUGUGUGUUUUGUUUUUCUAUUGCAGGAGAGGCUCAAUAAUACUUUGUUGCAUGCACAUCAUGCAUGUCAGUUGGAUUCUGUAUGGAAAUGAGGAAAUGUGCUAAAAACCCAAAGUUUUUAUCCCACCUAAAAGGCCCUAGAGUGAUGAACUAGAGAUUCAUGGCAUUGCAUAGCUGUAAGGUUUUAUAUUAUAUUAUAUUACAGAAAUCAAGUCUAUCAUCAUUGCCAUUUCACACAUUAUUGAAAGCAACUUGCCAGUGGGCUGGAUCCACCAGCUUUGUGAGCCUCCAUAACAACAAACUAACAGUUAAGGGUCAGCUGUUUUGCUGCUCCUCUAAAGAUUCUGCACGUUGAGAAAGUUUUCAGGCAAUGAAUGGAUCAAAGGUGCAGCAAGUUUAGUUUAUACAGGGAAAAAUAGCCCUGUAACGUUACAGGAGUAACUGUUCUGCACUGGGACUGAGCAAAGAUCAAAUAUUUGUGGGUUCUGUGCAGUCCAGCCAAGUCCACAGUUGUGUAAAUGUCACAUAUAGGUGGCAGUAAGUCUGCAAUUAAAUAUUAGAAGGCAGUACUGAAGGAAAUCUUUGUUCCUGAACUGAAACUAUUAGUAGUGAAACACAUGCUGCAUAAUUCUGAACACAUAUCUUAUUAUUCUUCAUGUCUGUCUUUGUAUAAGAAGUACAUUAUACAAUGUAUCUAGCAGCAACAUUUCUAAAAAAGUUACGUGUGUGUGUAAGUAUUAGUGCACAGUGUAACAUUGUUUCACAUCUAUUAGUUUACAUUGCUACACUAUGUAUCAUAUUCUCAUUUGAUAUGCAUAUUAAGGUUUUUAGGUAGACGUCGUUGCCCAAAGAAGGUUUGUGUUUAUUGUGCCCAACAUGGCUACUUUCAAGGUGAUUUCAAGAUGAAGUGUGAUUUAGAAUCAAUAUUGUCAGUGAAUUCUUAAGAUGCCAACUUCAGGUCUGAAGAAAUGUGGGUGUGAUUGCAGAUGGUGCUGGGAGAAUAGAGCUGUCUAUUACAGCACUAAUAUUUCACUGAAGGUAAGGUACAAAUGAAGUCUUUGAGGCUCUAUAUCAUUGUAGUACUUGUAUACUUUAGGGCAUUAUUGUGGCAAAGAAACACCAUCUAUUUUUAUACAGUCAUGCAACUGUAGGAAGUCCUUAGCAUAGGCCAAAGACUCUUAUUAGUGAAACUUAGCCUUAAAUAUCAUAAUGAUGAAGGUAGAAACUCAUCAAUGCAAAAUACAGUAGGUUUUAACUCCAUUCCAGGAUACCGAAGUGCAGUUUCUUUUAGGGACCAUUAAUGGAGAUAGAUUGGUCUUAUCUUACUUGGCUGUAGCCAAGUACAAUAGGGUUAUGUGUUUAAGACUUUGUACCAGUAUCUAGAGUUCUAUAUAUAGUACUAUAGACAAUUGAAUCAUGUUCAAUAUACAUGAUGUAGCAGCCAUGGCAAUAAUGUUACCUUUACUAGUAGUGAACUAGUUAACAAAUCAAUGUUUAAGGCAUACAAGAAUUGGGCAAAUAAUAUGUACAGAGAAUAUAGUCAAUCUAUUCAAAUGUGUAACCCAUACACUUUGUGUCAUUUCCUAUCGUUAGCUAUAAUAGUCAAAGAGAAAUUUUACGGCAAAGUUGCUUCUUUGCUAUAACCCAACACGUAUAUUGUAUGCAGAAUGAUGGGAGAAAUUACUAUAAACCUCAAAUAUUACCAUUGUAUUCAUAUCCCAGAGUCAUAGAUUUGAAAAUAGAGCCUAUUAAAUCUGUUAAUAUUUCUUGGAGAUAGAAUUUAUAAAGCUGUGUAUUGUGAGAGGGGAGAUAUGCAAUGUUUUGUUCAGGAAAUUGUAUGACCUGAUCGCUAAAUGGCAAAACUAUUUUGUAAAGUUGUGACAUGAUGUGGAAAUGGUGGAUGUUAUAUGGAGAUAAUGUAACUGAACAAAAUAAACCACUAGUUUGCAUA
Messenger RNA from Branchiostoma floridae (Florida lancelet), 11580 nucleotides. RefSeq names its product inositol 1,4,5-trisphosphate receptor-like. Gene Ontology annotation, biological process: calcium ion transmembrane transport. The record is from RefSeq and is a predicted model, not a curated record. Gene Ontology annotation, cellular component: membrane; endoplasmic reticulum. Lineage: Eukaryota; Metazoa; Chordata; Leptocardii; Amphioxiformes; Branchiostomatidae. Gene Ontology annotation, molecular function: inositol 1,4,5-trisphosphate-gated calcium channel activity; inositol 1,4,5 trisphosphate binding.